Messenger RNA from Zophobas morio, 2632 nucleotides. RefSeq lists its product as uncharacterized. Lineage: Eukaryota; Metazoa; Arthropoda; Insecta; Coleoptera; Tenebrionidae. Gene Ontology annotation, biological process: multicellular organism development; proteasome-mediated ubiquitin-dependent protein catabolic process. Gene Ontology annotation, molecular function: ubiquitin protein ligase activity; ubiquitin conjugating enzyme binding; zinc ion binding. The coding region runs from base 155 to 1678 and encodes 507 amino acids. The record is from RefSeq and is a predicted model, not a curated record. Gene Ontology annotation, cellular component: cytoplasm. The transcript has 3 exons.
ACUCUGCAGAACUGGUAUGGUACUAUCACGGUACUAUGGAGACUAAUGAAUCAUAACCAUUAUCGCUUGUGUGCGUGUUAGUGUGGUACCAGUAUUCGUGAAAUAUUGUUUAAAACUGUAUUUUUUUUGGUCUUUACAGAUCUCAACUUAAAAAAUGGACCUGCGCUUCCUCGUGUCCUCCAAUUCAGAAGACAACCUCAAGUGCUUCAUCUGCAAGAACUACUUAUCGUACUUCCCCAUAUCCUUGUGCUCUAACAACCAAAGCAUCUGCGGCCGCUGCACUCCUCCCGAAGACACAACCCACUACCAAGACAGAGCCUUUGAGACUCUAUGUCAGUCAGUGAAGUUUCCCUGUCGGUACCACCUAGACGGUUGCAUCGAAGAAUUAGUACCAGAAGACGUACCCCAGCACGAGCAGACCUGUCGCUUCCGAAAAACCGGAUGCGUUUUGACAAAGCCACAACAGUGUGCUUGGUUUGGGCCGCUACCCACACUGUUGCGACACUACCAAGAAGACCAUCCAGACGUGUUUUUGAAACAAGGCGAAUUCGAAAUGGACGUUGCGCGUUCUGAAGAAAAGGAUUAUUUUUUGGAAUAUAAUAACAGUCUCGUGAUUUUUACGAUAAAGUUUGACUGUGAAGAUAAGAAGUUACUGUUUUGUCUGUACAGUAACGAAAAUCAGGAUUUUGAUGAUACUUCCAGUUAUUUGAGCCUCAAAUCUGGCAACGUGACUGUAUCAUAUGACUUUAAUUUAACUUCUUGCCAUACCAAGUCGUUUACGGAGUUAUCCCUUCACUGUUUCUGUUGUAGUAAGAACGAAGAAGAGUCGGUUUUGGGGAAAAUCAGUAUAGGAAAGAGACAAGCCGUGAAGGAUGAGUGUACACCGCAUCUUGAAGAAACCAAUUCUGAGAUAGUUCCCAGCUUUUCAUCUUUUAAUGUAAUCGGUUCUAAUAUACUUGACCUUUUGAUGUGCCAGAAAUGUAAAAAAUUCGCCACGCCGCCAUUUUACCGUGGGCUUUAUAAUCUAGACAUUGUAUGUUCAAAGUGUAGGUCCAGUAGUUAUCGUGAGUGUUGUAGAAACAGUAGUUUUAGAAGUGACUUCAGAGACUAUAAGUUAGACGACGUCGUAACUUUAGUAGACUACCAGUGUCCAAAUAACAAAAAUGGCUGCACCUACACUGCAAAAUAUGAACAAAUGCCGGCCCAUUAUCAAUUUUGUCAAUACGUGGCUGAAAUUUGUUUCCUAGACACUGGUUGUCUAUGGAACGGCCCUGUGAAAAACGCAGCCAAACAUAUAUUUGAUGCUCACGAGAAUUUAUUUAUUCCAUUGGGAGCUGAGGUUCAAAUGACAUUUUUGGACUUCGACACGAAUUAUAAGUUUAUUAAAAUUCACGAUUUUCUGUUCAAACUGUCUUACGCAGCACAAAACCAUAAGCGUCUAGUUUGGUCAGUUCAGAAAAUGGGACGCUACCAAGAGAAAUUUAAAUAUCAAAUCGAUAUUAGCGAUAAAGAUGGUGGCAGACUUUCUUUGUGGCACUACUGUGCUGAAGUGACAAAAAAAGACUCCGUUUUUGUUAACUCCAAUCACUACUGUUACCUUGAGAAGGAACAACUUUCCAUGCUGCCUGCAACUGAAAAAAAUGUUAAUGUUACAUUUACGGUGAAGAUUUUUAAGUAGUGUUUGUACAUUAUCAUUAUCACACGCUUUGUGUAAUUCGUAAAAAUAAAACAAUGAAUAAUUCAGAUUGUAGUAAAUGAGUCAUAUAAAUAUAAUUUAAAUUCAAAAAUUCACCCACAAACCCCGCCCCCCUAGCCACAAAUAAAAACCUCGUUUUGAAACCACAAUGGCCGCCUCGUCCCUCUACUUUUUUUAACUCAAUGGUUCUUGGGGCAUGGAAGUGGAAACAAGUUGGCGAACACGUUUCAGACCUAGUUUCCGACGGACUCCUCAAAUAAUCAAGUACCAACGAGGAUGAAUAACUAAAACCAGCAGAAAAAUCCCGUCCCUUUUGCUCCCGAAUCCUGGAAGAACUCGCACGACCUUAUACGACGCACAUUCCAGAGUGUCGUGGGCGACAUGGUCGAAAAUGGCGAUGGCGAUGGGGAAGGUGGUCUAUGCGAAGGCGGGGGCGGCGUGGUUGACUCCACCGUCGACGUAGCAUUAGUGGAUUGUGGUACCUCUUAUUACGACGGCAGCGGGAAGACGCCUGCCACCAAGCAGAGGAUGAGGCGGAAUAAGAGGAAUUUUUGGCUUUUGAUGGGACUCUUGUUGUUGGUAAUUGUUGUUAUUGUGCUGGUUGAGGAGGUUGCAAGAAGGAAUAUUUAAAGGUGUAGGUAGAAAUCAUCUGAUCUGUCAUUGUUUCAAAUGUAAGGUUGGUAUUGCAUGCAGGAGCUAGAAAUGAAAGUAAAUAAUUUGGGCUUCGAGUAGGCGGUGCGCCGAAAUUUCAUUGACAGAUCUGUGUGAUUUGUACUUUAAGUUUGUAGUUUUACUUUACAUUGCAUUAUAUAAAUAUAUAUAUCGAUAUGUCAGAGAGCCUGAUUUUUUAUAUGCACUAUAUUUAUAUUUUUUAGAAUACCUAUGUGAUUUUUUACAUUUUUAUAUGCACUCUAUUUAUUACACUUUUUAAACAAA